UUGGCGAGAAGGCUUCAUAUAUGUGUUCCUUUAAAUUUCCAUCAAACUAAAAUUUAAUUUUCACAUAUAAAUUUCUUUUUCUUCUUUCUUUCUAAAUAUAACAGUAACUCGCAAUGGGAAGUGUACCUUCGAACUUACAUUUAAUUUUCAGGAAUACAAUUCUUUUUCUUCUUUCUUUUCAAAAAAAAAUAACAGUAACUCGCAAUGGGAAGUGUACCUUCACAAUUUGACAAAGCAAUUCGUAAUUUUCUUCGUCCCGUAAAGACAGUAGAGACACGACGCAAACCUAAAAAGCGACGACACAUUACUUUGAAGAACCGCACCAUUCCCAUAGUGACUGAAGGUACCCAUGGAGGUGGAGCAUCGAACUAUGACUACGACCCGGCAACAGGUCUGUCCCACACUCGGCUGGACUUCCGUGACCGCCCGAACACGAAGCAGCGUUGGAAGGAUCCAACAAAACCUGGAGAGUUGUACACGGACCUAGAGUUCCCACUGGACGUCGCGAUAGAAGAGUACAAAAAGGAAAAGAUUCAGUGGAAGAGACCUAGGGAGUUUCGUGAUAAUCCUGUGCUGUUUUCAGAUGGGACAACCAUUUACGAAGUCGGACAGAGAUCGGCGGGCACCUGUUGGUUCGUGUCCAUGGUUGCUGACCUUGCCAAGAAUGAAGAUACCAUUUAUAAGAAUAUACCGCUGGACGGUUGGAAUCCCGACACAGGCGUGUUGAAGUGCGUCUUCUACCACUUUGGAGAGUGGGUGACCGUCUACACGGAUGACUUUCUUCCCGUGGUUGAUGGAGAGACGCUCUGGGGGGCCGGCUCGUUCUCGGAUAACAAUGAGAUGUGGGUAUCGAUGCUGGAGAAAUGUUUCGCGCGACUCCAUGGCUCUUACAAUGCCAUAUACGGUGGACAGGCCUGCGAUUCGUAUCUUGCUCUGACUGGGGGUGUGGCCGAGGUGCUAGAUUUUAGGAAGCAGAAACCAGAUCCGGACCAAUUCUUCGCACGUGUCAGAAACUCCCUACGGGCAGGGUCAUAUCUGACCUGCUCUAUUCUAGCUACGUAUAAUGCUUAUAAAGGAUUGAUUGCAGAUCAUGCAUAUUCAUUAACCGGUGUAGGCGUGGUUCACACAAAAGACUGUGGCAAUGUUUGUCUGCUUAGAAUCAGGAAUCCUUGGGGAUUUCACGAAUGGAAGGGCGCAUGGAGUGAUCGGAGUAAAGAGUGGGAGUCUGUGGUCGAAAAGACGUUGGACCACACCAAGAAGGAUGACGGCGAGUUCUGGAUGUGUCUCGACGACUACAUGAAGUAUUAAUGUUUUCAGGAGUAAAGAGUGGGAGUCUGUGGUCGAAAAGACGUUGGACCACACCAAGAAGGAUGACGGCGAGUUCUGGAUGUGUCUCGACGACUACAUGAAGUAUUAAUGUUUUCAGGAGUAAAGAGUGGGAUUCUGUGGUCGAAAAGACGUUGGACCACACCAAGAAGGAUGACGGCGAGUUCUGGAUGUGUCUCGACGACUACAUGAAGUAUUAAUGUUUUCAGGAGUAAAGAGUGGGAGUCUGUGGUCGAAAAGACGUUGGACCACACCAAGAAGGAUGACGGCGAGUUCUGGAUGUGUCUCGACGACUACAUGAAGUAUUAAUGUUUUCAGGAGUAAAGAGUGGGAGUCUGUGGUCGAAAAGACGUUGGACCACACCAAGAAGGAUGACGGCGAGUUCUGGAUGUGUCUCGACGACUACAUGAAGUAUUAAUGUUUUCAGGAGUAAAGAGUGGGAGUCUGUGGUCGAAAAGACGUUGGACCACACCAAGAAGGAUGACGGCGAGUUCUGGAUGUGUCUCGACGACUACAUGAAGUAUUAAUGUUUUCAGGAGUAAAGAGUGGGAUUCUGUGGUCGAAAAGACGUUGGACCACACCAAGAAGGAUGACGGCGAGUUCUGGAUGUGUCUCGACGACUACAUGAAGUAUUAAUGUUUUCAGGAGUAAAGAGUGGGAGUCUGUGGUCGAAAAGACGUUGGACCACACCAAGAAGGAUGACGGCGAGUUCUGGAUGUGUCUCGACGACUACAUGAAGUAUUAAUGUUUUCAGGAGUAAAGAGUGGGAGUCUGUGGUCGAAAAGACGUUGGACCACACCAAGAAGGAUGACGGCGAGUUCUGGAUGUGUCUCGACGACUACAUGAAGUAUUAAUGUUUUCAGGAGUAAAGAGUGGGAGUCUGUGGUCGAAAAGACGUUGGACCACACCAAGAAGGAUGACGGCGAGUUCUGGAUGUGUCUCGACGACUACAUGAAGUAUUAAUGUUUUCAGGAGUAAAGAGUGGGAUUCUGUGGUCGAAAAGACGUUGGACCACACCAAGAAGGAUGACGGCGAGUUCUGGAUGUGUCUCGACGACUACAUGAAGUAUUAAUGUUUUCAGGAGUAAAGAGUGGGAGUCUGUGGUCGAAAAGACGUUGGACCACACCAAGAAGGAUGACGGCGAGUUCUGGAUGUGUCUCGACGACUACAUGAAGUAUUAAUGUUUUCAGGAGUAAAGAGUGGGAUUCUGUGGUCGAAAAGACGUUGGACCACACCAAGAAGGAUGACGGCGAGUUCUGGAUGUGUCUCGACGACUACAUGAAGUAUUAAUGUUUUCAGGAGUAAAGAGUGGGAUUCUGUGGUCGAAAAGACGUUGGACCACACCAAGAAGGAUGACGGCGAGUUCUGGAUGUGUCUCGACGACUACAUGAAGUAUUAAUGUUUUCAGGAGUAAAGAGUGGGAUUCUGUGGUCGAAAAGACGUUGGACCACACCAAGAAGGAUGACGGCGAGUUCUGGAUGUGUCUCGACGACUACAUGAAGUAUUAAUGUUUUCAGGAGUAAAGAGUGGGAUUCUGUGGUCGAAAAGACGUUGGACCACACCAAGAAGGAUGACGGCGAGUUCUGGAUGUGUCUCGACGACUACAUGAAGUAUUAAUGUUUUCAGGAGUAAAGAGUGGGAUUCUGUGGUCGAAAAGACGUUGGACCACACCAAGAAGGAUGACGGCGAGUUCUGGAUGUGUCUCGACGACUACAUGAAGUAUUAAUGUUUUCAGGAGUAAAGAGUGGGAUUCUGUGGUCGAAAAGACGUUGGACCACACCAAGAAGGAUGACGGCGAGUUCUGGAUGUGUCUCGACGACUACAUGAAGUAUUAAUGUUUUCAGGAGUAAAGAGUGGGAUUCUGUGGUCGAAAAGACGUUGGACCACACCAAGAAGGAUGACGGCGAGUUCUGGAUGUGUCUCGACGACUACAUGAAGUAUUAAUGUUUUCAGGAGUAAAGAGUGGGAUUCUGUGGUCGAAAAGACGUUGGACCACACCAAGAAGGAUGACGGCGAGUUCUGGAUGUGUCUCGACGACUACAUGAAGUAUUAAUGUUUUCAGGAGUAAAGAGUGGGAUUCUGUGGUCGAAAAGACGUUGGACCACACCAAGAAGGAUGACGGCGAGUUCUGGAUGUGUCUCGACGACUACAUGAAGUAUUAAUGUUUUCAGGAGUAAAGAGUGGGAUUCUGUGGUCGAAAAGACGUUGGACCACACCAAGAAGGAUGACGGCGAGUUCUGGAUGUGUCUCGACGACUACAUGAAGUAUUAAUGUUUUCAGGAGUAAAGAGUGGGAUUCUGUGGUCGAAAAGACGUUGGACCACACCAAGAAGGAUGACGGCGAGUUCUGGAUGUGUCUCGACGACUACAUGAAGUAUUAAUGUUUUCAGGAGUAAAGAGUGGGAUUCUGUGGUCGAAAAGACGUUGGACCACACCAAGAAGGAUGACGGCGAGUUCUGGAUGUGUCUCGACGACUACAUGAAGUAUUAAUGUUUUCAGGAGUAAAGAGUGGGAUUCUGUGGUCGAAAAGACGUUGGACCACACCAAGAAGGAUGACGGCGAGUUCUGGAUGUGUCUCGACGACUACAUGAAGUAUUAAUGUUUUCAGGAGUAAAGAGUGGGAUUCUGUGGUCGAAAAGACGUUGGACCACACCAAGAAGGAUGACGGCGAGUUCUGGAUGUGUCUCGACGACUACAUGAAGUAUUAAUGUUUUCAGGAGUAAAGAGUGGGAUUCUAUGGUCGAAAAGACGUUGGACCACACCAAGAAGGAUGACGGCGAGUUCUGGAUGUGUCUCGACGACUACAUGAAGUAUUAAUGUUUUCAGGAGUAAAGAGUGGGAUUCUGUGGUCGAAAAGACGUUGGACCACACCAAGAAGGAUGACGGCGAGUUCUGGAUGUGUCUCGACGACUACAUGAAGUAUUAAUGUUUUCAGGAGUAAAGAGUGGGAUUCUAUGGUCGAAAAGACGUUGGACCACACCAAGAAGGAUGACGGCGAGUUCUGGAUGUGUCUCGACGACUACAUGAAGUAUUAAUGUUUUCAGGAGUAAAGAGUGGGAUUCUAUGGUCGAAAAGACGUUGGACCACACCAAGAAGGAUGACGGCGAGUUCUGGAUGUGUCUCGACGACUACAUGAAGUAUUAAUGUUUUCAGGAGUAAAGAGUGGGAUUCUGUGGUCGAAAAGACGUUGGACCACACCAAGAAGGAUGACGGCGAGUUCUGGAUGUGUCUCGACGACUACAUGAAGUAUUAAUGUUUUCAGGAGUAAAGAGUGGGAUUCUGUGGUCGAAAAGACGUUGGACCACACCAAGAAGGAUGACGGCGAGUUCUGGAUGUGUCUCGACGACUACAUGAAGUAUUAAUGUUUUCAGGAGUAAAGAGUGGGAUUCUGUGGUCGAAAAG
Messenger RNA from Gigantopelta aegis, 4727 nucleotides. Its product is annotated as calpain-8-like. Bases 205 to 1308 code for a protein of 367 amino acids. The transcript has 7 exons. Gene Ontology annotation, cellular component: cytoplasm. The record is from RefSeq and is a predicted model, not a curated record. Gene Ontology annotation, molecular function: calcium-dependent cysteine-type endopeptidase activity. Lineage: Eukaryota; Metazoa; Mollusca; Gastropoda; Neomphalida; Peltospiridae. Gene Ontology annotation, biological process: proteolysis.